AAAAAGACGACCCGUCUUUUUUACAUGUUGCUCCAUCGGGGGCGUGUCCUGUGACGUGUACAGCGGCGAGUCUUCUAAAUUCGGAGCAGCAGACAGUUCUAUGUAAUCCGCAAGCGUACACGUGAGUAAAAAGACCGACGAAAACACUCAAUAUGAAGGGAUUGAUGGUUCAAGUCAGCCGCAGUUUGGGCCGCGCCGCCCCUCUUCUCCGUCGCAGCAUCCACUCUGGCACUCGCCCAGCUUCCACGGCGACCUUAACACGGAAGGCCGAACGUCCCGUGACCUCAGAGGACAUAUACACGCGUGAGGAGAAGUACGGCGCCCACAACUACAGUCCUCUACCUGUUGCUCUGGAACGGGGAAAGGGCAUCUACGUUUGGGAUGUGGUGGGGAACCGGUAUUACGAUUUCCUCAGCGCCUACAGUGCUGUAAACCAGGGGCACUGCCACCCAAAGAUCAUUGCUGCGCUCACCGAACAGGCGUCCAGACUAACCCUGACCUCUAGAGCGUUCUACAACGACGUGUUGGGAGCCUAUGCAGAGUUCAUCACCAGCAUGUUUGGCUACGACAAAGUUUUACCCAUGAAUACAGGAGUGGAAGGGGGAGAAACUGCUUGCAAGCUUGCACGAAAAUGGGCGUACAGUGUGAAGGGAGUUCCUAGAAAUAAGGCCAAAAUAAUCUUUGCAAAGGGAAACUUCUGGGGCCGCACCAUGGCGGCCAUCUCCAGCUCCACUGACCCCAGUAGCUAUGAGGGUUUCGGUCCCUACAUGCCCGGCUUUGAACUCGUCCCGUACAACGACAUUCCUGCUCUGGAGACAGCUUUUCAAGACAAAAAUGUUGCAGCUUUUAUGGUGGAGCCCAUCCAGGGGGAAGCAGGAGUGGUGGUGCCCGACGCUGGCUACCUGACUAAAGUCAGAGAACUGUGCACAAAAUACAACGUGUUGUGGAUAGCUGAUGAGGUCCAGACGGGCUUGGCGCGGACUGGUCGGCGUCUGGCCGUGGAUCACGAGGGCGUUCGUCCAGAUAUAGUCAUUCUAGGAAAAGCUCUUUCUGGAGGAGUUUACCCUGUGUCGGCUGUACUGUGUGACGAUGACGUGAUGCUAACCAUCAAACCUGGGGAGCACGGGUCCACAUAUGGAGGAAAUCCCAUAGCCUGUCGCGUUGCUAUUGCAGCUCUGGAGGUGAUGGAGGAAGAGAAGCUGGCGGAAAAUGCUCAGAAGAUGGGAGAGGUGCUGCGGUCAGAGCUGAACAAACUGCCCAAAGACAUUGUGACGACAGUUCGGGGGAAAGGCCUCCUCAACGCCGUCGUCAUCAGAGAGACUAAAGACUACGACGCCAUGAAAGUCUGUCUACGUCUCCGUGACAACGGACUGCUGGCUAAGCCCACCCACGGUGACAUCAUCCGCUUGGCCCCUCCUCUCAUCAUCAACGAAGAGGAGCUGCAGGAAUGCAUCGAUAUCAUUCAGCGGACCAUCAUGUCCUUUUAAAUGAUAACUUCUUAUCAUUAAACUAAACAAUCCACUUUUGCUUUAGCUCAAAGCUAGUUUUUAGUGUUUUGUAGUUUCAGCUUUUAUCUGAAAAGUAGCGCCGAGUUAGAAAAUGUGUCGACACACUGACUUAAAUACAGACAGCUGUUGUACAGAAACAAGGUUUUCACAGGCUGCUAGUAGAAGGAAAAACUUUUCUUUGAGUGUGGAAUUUACAUUUUUGCUUUAGCAUGUCCGUUAAUUCUGUUUUUGUUUUUAAAAAAAGUGCACAAUUUUAACGAGAGAAAAUGUUUACCACUGAAGCAUGUAGGACGGGGUCUCAUUUACUUUAGCAAAGAAUUGAAAACAAACUUGAGAGGAUUGAAACGGAUUUGAAACUUGCAGAAAAGAGAUUUGUUUCUCUUAUUUGUCAUGUUAACAGAUUUUAUUACUAAUAUUUAGCUGAAGACUUGCUCGUCUUGUUGACUGAGCUGUUGUUGUUUGAGAGAUGUUACAAGACCAAAAAGUCGAGAUAUUAAGUUAUAAUACUUUUAAUUUUUAUGUCUUGUAAAAUGUUUAAAAAGAAGUUGCAUAAUUGCACAUUUUUUUUGUAAUCUCUAAAACUGAAGUUGCUUUAAUUUAUUAACUUACCUAACCUCAGUGUGGGCAUAAAUUAAGUAAGUUUAUUUUUGUGAAAUUGUGUUGUCACACAUUAAGGACAAUUAUAGCUGAAUUUCAGCUGAAAAUAAAAACAACUUUUGCGCUACAAAUUUAAUAAUUUAGUAUAUCUAUUUAUUGUGUUGAAUGGGAAUGACAAACUGUAAGGAUUGAAGAAUGCUUUGUGAGCACGUGGUGCAUUUAAAGACUGGGGGUUUUCAGAAUUUGCUGUUUGUACAAUAACAUGGAGGUCAUCUAUACAAGUCUACUCUCGCUGUGCUGAACUGUAACUCAUUCAUGGUCAAAUAAAUGAUUCCAGUCAUGUGGUCUGAGA
Messenger RNA from Oryzias melastigma (Indian medaka), 2457 nucleotides. RefSeq names its product ornithine aminotransferase (gene oat). The transcript has 10 exons. Gene Ontology annotation, molecular function: pyridoxal phosphate binding; identical protein binding; L-ornithine transaminase activity. Gene Ontology annotation, cellular component: cytoplasm. The record is from RefSeq and is a predicted model, not a curated record. Lineage: Eukaryota; Metazoa; Chordata; Actinopteri; Beloniformes; Adrianichthyidae. Bases 153 to 1487 code for a protein of 444 amino acids.